Molecule: messenger RNA, 1249 nt
Organism: Phoenix dactylifera (date palm)
Lineage: Eukaryota; Viridiplantae; Streptophyta; Magnoliopsida; Arecales; Arecaceae
Product: transmembrane protein, putative (DUF2358)
Cellular component (GO): chloroplast
Source: RefSeq, a predicted model, not a curated record
UUAUCCUGCGCUCUCGGCAGGAUGGGCGAUGACCAUGAGCACUGCUGUCGCCUGGCCCCCCUCCGCCUUCGCCCGGCGGGCCCCUCCCGGCGGCCCCCUCCCCCUCCGCCGCCGCCGCCGCCACCACCACCGUUGCUGCUGUCGCGUCUUUAGCUCCUCCAGCAGCUCCGGUCGUCGGUGCUUCCUCCCGUUGCGCGUUGUGGAUGACUCCAAAGAGACAGAGACAUCUCCUGAUCGUUCAAAUGAAAGAUCUGAAUCUGAUAAGUUAGUUGACAGUAUGGAUUUUGGUGAACUUUGCAAUGACUUUGAAUGUAUCAGUAGCCCCUUUGUGGAAUCAACGGCAAGACAACUUGCACGGGAUAUUUUAGAGUUGCGAGAUGGAAAUCGUGCAUUAGGAUCUUAUUCAAUUUCUGUCAAAUAUAAAGAUCCAGUUAGGACCUUUGUUGGACGUGAAAAAUACAGGAGACCUCUAUGGGCAACUGAUGCAUUGGACAAACCCUCAGUGACAGUGCAGGAGAUGGCAAUGCUGUCAACCAGUAUACUGAACAUCAAAUGGACGCUAAGAGGGAAACCUAAAAGUCUGUUCGCAAGCAUAGGAGGAGACUUGAUACUUCGUGUGAACUCCCGAUUCACAUUAAACCAAAUAAGUGGCCAAGUGACUGAACAUGAGGAAUCAUGGGAUUUGUCUGCAUCGUCUGCAAUUGCUCGGGGGUAUUUCUGGGUUUCAAGGACGCUUUUCUCUGCCAUUGAGGCUGGCAAAGAUACAAUUGAUUCCAUUAAGAACACUCCUUCUCGUUUCUCAAAAGAAAAGGAGAACUUGGAGAUCUAUCCAGACCCUUCUGGGGAUCCUACAAAGGUCAUUCCACAACAUGGCUUUUAAUAUUCAUGCACGCGUCCUUGUAUUAUUUCUUGGCAAAAGAGAGCAAUAGAUAGGUCCACCCAAUCCACUUUAGUGCCGAAACCUCGUUUUGGAACUGGAGAAGAUCCCGGCUAAUCCUGUCAAGGUAUUUUUCAGAGUCCAGCUUACAUGUGAUGAUGCUUUCUUUCUUCGCUCUAUGGCACUAUGAAAUGAUCACACGCACACGCAGAUAGCAAUCCAGAAUGCGUAGUCCCUUGAUGAAGGUUACUUGUGCUGAGCGGCGGUGGAGAGGGAGCAUUAAAAUCUUUACUGAACUAUGACCGGCCAUCAUAUUAGCAAAUAAACGUAUUCCUGAGCUUAAUGCACGAAAACAAUGAGGGAUUAGCUCAA